Aegilops tauschii subsp. strangulata is the source of this 402-nucleotide messenger RNA. Lineage: Eukaryota; Viridiplantae; Streptophyta; Magnoliopsida; Poales; Poaceae. The record is from RefSeq and is a predicted model, not a curated record.
AUGGCCAAGGCCAGCAGCCACGGCGGGCGGGGCAUCGGCGGGCGGGGCAUCGGCGGGCGCGGCCAGCGGCGGCCGGAGGUGGGCGCUGCCAGGCGGCGGCGCGCGGGGCGGCAGGCGGGGCCAGGGAGCGGAGCUCCAGGCGCCGCGGCGCUGCGGACGGGAGCCGGCGAGCGGCGGGCGCAGCGCCGGCGAUGGGCGCCGGCGACUGCAGCAGGGGCGGCGAGCAGUGCGGGGCUCGGCGAAGCGGGCAGCAGCAGGCGGCAGGAAGAGGCGGCAGCAGCGGGGCGAUGCGGGCGAGUAGUGGGCGCGGUGGUAGCGACCAGAGGCGUGCAGGAGCACGAGCAUCCGACGGCCUCACGCACGGGCACGGUGGUUAUGGUAGGGAAACUAGGGGUCAAGUAG